AUGCACGUCUCCAGUUCUGAGGAAUGCUCUGACUUGGAGUUUGCUGGCUUUGAGAAUAAGGAGCUGAUGAUCCAAGUGGGCCCUUUGAAUCCUGAUGACAGGCACAAGGCGCAGUCUGCCCUGUUUGCCUCCUGCCUCAGUUCUCGCCUCUUUGCCUUUCACACUCUGUGCUGCAGUUGCUUUUCAUUUAUCUCGCUGCCUGGAAUGUGUGAAUGUGUUCACUGCCUAGAAAGUCUUCCUCAAAACCAGGCGCUCUCCUGUGUGGGCGCAGCCUGGCACCCUGAGGAAAGCCUUGCUUACCCUUCCCUGCACUGUGUCCUGGUACCAGCCUCUCCUCCGCUUUGGCCCUCGUCGCAUCACCCAGGAACGGCAUCUGUUGCAGUGGCUGGGCUCCUUGCUGCUCUUCGAAUAACCAAGAACAAGCUGGCUGAUCAGACGAUACUGUUCCAAGGCGCUGGAGAGGCCGCCCUGGGCAUUGCUCAUCUGAUCGUGAUGGCCAUGGAGAAAGAAGGUUUGCCAAAGGAGAAAGCGAUCAGAAAGAUAUGGCUGGUUGACUCAAAAGGAUUAAUAGUGAAGGGACGUGCUUCCUUAACACCAGAGAAGGAGCAGUUUGCGCACGCACACGAGGAGAUGAAGAGCUUAGAAGCCAUUGUGCAAGAAAUCAAGCCGACUGCGCUCAUUGGAGUGGCUGCAAUCGGUGGUGCAUUCUCUGAACAAAUUCUCAAAGACAUGGCGGCCUUCAACAAGAGACCUAUCAUUUUCGCCUUAAGUAAUCCAACCAGCAAAGCAGAGUGCUCCGCGGAGCAGUGCUACAAGUUCACUCAGGGCCGCGCGAUUUUUGCCAGUGGCAGUCCUUUCGAUCCGGUCACUCUUCCGAGCGGACAGACCCUGCACCCCGGCCAAGGCAACAAUUCCUAUGUGUUCCCUGGCGUGGCGCUGGGGGUCGUGACGUGCGGCCUGAAACAUAUCAGCGACAAGGUCUUCCUCACUACUGCCGAGGUCAUCUCUCAGCAGGUGUCAGACAAGCACCUAGAGGAGGGCCGGCUCUACCCGCCUCUCAACACCAUUAGAGACGUGUCGCUGAAGAUUGCAGUGAGGAUUGUGAAAGAUGCAUACCAAGAAGAGACGGCCACGGUUUAUCCGGAGCCGCAGAACAAAGAAGCGUUUGUUCGUGCGCACAUGUUCUCUCCCGAGUAUGACCAGCUGCUCCCCGAAUGCUACCCCUGGCCAGCCAAUGCCCGGAAAAUGCAGACCAAAGCCGACCUCUAGCCACGGCCCGUGCUCUCCACGGCAGCUCAGAGAGCUGGAAACAGCCCUUCCUAGUUUCUGAAGGUUGGAAUCUUUUACGAUGAUAUGCUUAGAAUAGGGUAAUUUUACUUUAAAAAUUGAAAUUUUCCUGGAAGAUCAUUAAUAUAAAUGAAGACAAACUUCACACUGGAUGAUUUCACUUGAUUUACCUUUUUGUAAUUUAUGGUUUCUAUCUUAAUUAUUUUACCCCAAUUCUCUUUAAAAAGCGAUUGCUCUUGCUACUGAGAAACUCAUCUUUUUUUGUAUAGAAAACUUAAUGGGAAGACCAAAAUUAGAAAUAGAUAUGAUCAACAUUAAACCCCACAAUUCCUUCGUUGACCAUUUUGCUAAAAAUCCACUUUCUAAAAACAAAUAAAAGGCAGAUGAAUUUAGGAAUACACUUUUGCUAAACAGAAACAACAUGACUCUAUUGCCUAGAGAAAAGAAGCAGCUUUUCAGGUAUUUUUAUUCCAGUCCCCUAUUAGAUUAUAUUUGCUCCUUUUCUCUCUCACGGAAUCUACUGUUUCUCAGAGGAGAAAGAUCACUGCUGUUUACAACACCUUGCGCAGUUGGAUUUUCAUGUUCUUCCGUCAUUGUGACACCUCAUAGAAUAAAGCUCUCACACUGGAUCCUCA
Molecule: messenger RNA, 1922 nt
Organism: Dipodomys ordii (Ord's kangaroo rat)
Lineage: Eukaryota; Metazoa; Chordata; Mammalia; Rodentia; Heteromyidae
Gene: Me1
Product: malic enzyme 1, NADP(+)-dependent, cytosolic
Exons: 9
Coding region: 1-1269 (422 amino acids)
Biological process (GO): pyruvate metabolic process; malate metabolic process
Cellular component (GO): mitochondrion
Molecular function (GO): NAD binding; malate dehydrogenase (decarboxylating) (NADP+) activity; malate dehydrogenase (decarboxylating) (NAD+) activity
Source: RefSeq, a predicted model, not a curated record